AGAUAUCAACUUGCUACUCUACUUUCAAUAAUAAUCUAUGUAGUAUACAGUAUACUUGUAUACUGAAUGUAUAUAUAUGUGUAUAUAUAUGUAUAUAUAUAUAUAUAUCCAAAUAGAUAUACAUAAAUAUAUCAGUAUAUUUAUAUAUACAUAUACAUAUAUAUAUAUAUAUAUACGGUAUAUAUAUUAUAAUAUAAUACAUAGUUUAUAUAAAAGGGUAGAACAGUUUGGAAAUUAGACGUUCUUUUUCAUCACCGUUAAAAACAACCAUGUCGAAUAGGUUCGUCAAACAUGUCAUACGUAUUCUUAUCGUUUCGGCGACCUUAUCGCUAAUUUGUGACAUGUUGGCAUUUUCUUUGCCAAUUUGGGUAGAAUGGCGUAACAAUUCUACUUCGACUUACGGAGGAGUUUGGUAUAUUGAAACUAUUUUGUUAAAGAACGAUACUGUAUUAAGCUCUAUCGAAUGGAGUACCAAAGAGGAGUGGCUUGUAGCCUCCAGGGCUCUCAUUAUCAUUGGGCCGUCUCUCAUGUUGGUGGCUGUCGUCCUGUCCGUAUUGGUAGCUGUCGAUAGAUUAACCUCAUGUUCUAUGCUUGUUAUACCACUCUUUUGUUUCUUUUCUGGCGUCUCAAUGACAGCUUCACUCGUAACCUUUGUGUUGAAUAUUGUUAGAGCUCCAGGAGCAACGCCUUUAAAAGGAAAGACCAUUGAAUUUUCUAGCUUAAAAAUUCCAUUUUGGCUGGGAGUGGCUGGAGCAACUCUUGCGUAUUUUACAGUCGUUUGUCAAGCAAUAGCUGAUGAACUUAGGUGGAAAAAAUCGAAUGAAGAAUCAAAAGGGACAUCGUCCCGCACGGCAAUUAAUUCAUCAAUUAAGCAAAAGAAGGGUGGCAAAAAGAAGAAAGUAGGAUUUCAAACAAAAUUAGAAGAACCUUGGCAAUCAAAAAUUGAAUGGACAGGCGUAACAAAAUAUAAGGAAUACGAUGAUGUAGAAGCAAUGCAUGGUCCAAAAUAUAUGUAUGCGGCUAAAGUUGAUGAUUGGUAG
Messenger RNA from Dimorphilus gyrociliatus, 1040 nucleotides. The record is from the annotation of a GenBank genome assembly. Lineage: Eukaryota; Metazoa; Annelida; Polychaeta; Dinophilidae.